AUGGUCAGCGAUCGAGUGUCAAGCUUCAGUGCCCUUGUAAGCUGGGUAGCACUACAUGCCUGCCUCAUCACAUUCCUGUCAUCCUCACCAGUGGCUAGCUCUCCUUUACCGGAGGUUUGGAAGGGAGAUUCCCACUGGAAUUCUGCACCUGGCUUCAGCCUGCUGUUCCCAGACUGGAUAUCCCUGGCUCAGCUCAUCCAUGACAAGAGUGAUUACCUCAGGACUCAGCUCUGUGACAAGGAUGCUGUAUGUGAUAACAGCAUGGGAAUUCUUCUGCAAAACAAUCUCACUCUGCCAAGAAUUACAGUAGAAGAUGGAUGUUAUGGUUCUAAUUUCAACAAGGAAAAAUGUUUGCAGAAGAUAGCCACUGGCCUUUAUUUGUUCCGUCCAUAUCUGCUCUUUGUACAAGACACGCUUGUUACUGAAGAGAAAGAAGCAAAGAAGUUAGUACAGACAACCAAACAUCUUGCUGACGCAGUUAACUUGGUGAUAAAGCAUAUUACUGAAACACAGACAGUCACUGCAGAAAUACCGAAAACCAUUUUAGAAGCCCUCCCUUCAGAGAAAGUCUGGAUACAAAAAGUAACGAGCCGCUUCAUACUUCAAAAUUUUAUUAUUUUCAUGGAGCAAACUAUAAGGGCUCUUCGCCAUGCUCAGGACAAUUAAAACAAUGUAUAAGUAUGUGAUGAGUGAAAGUGUUUAGCUACAAAUAUUUGUAAACAACGUUUUAGCAACAUAGAUGUUUAAUUUCUGUGUUAGAAAGUAAAGUAUUGCACAUUGCAGAUAACAGUACCAAUCUCUCAUUCAAGCAGAUGUUUAUAUAUUUAUAUAUGCAUUUAUUUAUUUGUUUAUUCAGUUAUUUAUUUAUU
This is a messenger RNA of Protopterus annectens (West African lungfish), 869 nucleotides long. RefSeq names its product interleukin-6-like. The transcript has 5 exons. Gene Ontology annotation, biological process: T-helper 17 cell lineage commitment; immune response; positive regulation of cell population proliferation. Gene Ontology annotation, molecular function: growth factor activity; interleukin-6 receptor binding; cytokine activity. The record is from RefSeq and is a predicted model, not a curated record. The coding region runs from base 1 to 666 and encodes 221 amino acids. Gene Ontology annotation, cellular component: extracellular region. NCBI's taxonomy places the organism in Eukaryota, Metazoa, Chordata, Ceratodontiformes, Protopteridae.